Chelmon rostratus (copperband butterflyfish) is the source of this 3955-nucleotide messenger RNA. RefSeq names its product Ras association domain family member 5 (gene rassf5). NCBI's taxonomy places the organism in Eukaryota, Metazoa, Chordata, Actinopteri, Chaetodontiformes, Chaetodontidae. Gene Ontology annotation, biological process: signal transduction. The transcript has 6 exons. The record is from RefSeq and is a predicted model, not a curated record. Gene Ontology annotation, cellular component: nucleus. The coding region runs from base 89 to 1765 and encodes 558 amino acids.
GAGUUUACAUUCAGGGCACGGAGCAAAAACACGCACUAAUACACACUCCAAACAGCCGAACACACACGCAUUACAGGGGAACAGGAUAAUGGCGUCUGCGAGUGUGGUGGGGCAGCACCCGGGUCCGCACAGGCUGGACUCGGAGCCGCAGCUCAUGCUCUUCAAACUGGCCGGCGGCAGGAAGAGAAUCACCCUGCCGAGGAAAUCAUCCUGGGAGAAGAUGAUGUUCAGGAGAAGCUCGGGGAGCAGCGGGGAGUCUGGGUCAAUAACUACAGAAGCCGACUCGGGAACUCAUCCCUUGUCUCCGGAACCAGCGGGAGAAAAGGCGGCGAGAGGAGGAAUGAUGCCCGGUGAAAGAUGCGGGGCUCCGGCCGCCCCUGCUGCGCCACGUAGCCCGGACCGGGACAGACAAGAGGGCAGCACGGACUGCGAUAGGCGCACCGCAGCCGGGACUCGAGGAGGUGAAACUGGGCACAUCACCAGUGACUGCAACAGCAACGACGACUGUGACUCAAACCGUAACACAGGUGGUCGAAGGGGGACUUCGCUCAAGAGGUCGGGCAUCAAUGUCAUGCCAAGCGGAUCGGUUACGAGUGAACACAAAGGAGCGCACCGGCACCGGGACGCGCCACGCGGGAGACGAGACACCUGGAGCGGAGACAGCCGACAUCAGAGCAUCUCCUCCUCCGCGCCAAUACAAGGAGACAGCAGCGGUCUCCCGCUGGAGCGGCUCACGCAGGGCAGGACUGGAGUCGUCAGGCUGGCACGCACCGAGCCUCCCCGCAGGGAGGCCUGGUCCAUCUUUCCCCGGGGGAUGGACCCCCGGGUGAGGGCGGAGAAGGGCGAAGGACACAGGUUCGAGGCCAGGCCCGUUACGCAGGACUGGUGUGACGCCUGUAGCCGCCAGAUCACUGCACAGGCACUCAAGUGUCAAAACUGCAACUACACCUGCCACCUGGAGUGUGAGAGGGAGGUCCAGCUGGACUGCAACCAGAGGGACAGAGAGCCUGAAGAAACUCCAUCUCCCAGAAGCCACUGCUCCUCCACAGCCCCUCAACACAAGCAGAAUGAAGCAAAGGAGGAAGACGAGAGAAGAACAAAGGACCUGUCAGAGGAAGACGUGCGGACAAGGAUAGAAGAGUAUAAUGCUCAAGUCUCUGAAAAUGGCAUGAAACUGGCCUCAGACGGAGCCUACACAGGCUUCAUUAAGGUCCACCUGAGGCUCAGUCGACCAGUCACAGUAGAGGAGGGGGCGGGCUCAGAGGGAGCAUCCAGGCAGAUGGGAAGCUGCAGUCAAGCCCCGUCAGAGAGCCAGGAAGCGACGGACUGUGGGCAGAGUGAAAAGAGAACAUCCUUCUACCUACCAUGCGACUGUGUGAAGCAGCUCCACAUCAGCUCUCUGACCACCACCAGAGAGGUCAUCCAGGGCUUGCUGAAGAAGUUCAUGGUGCUGGACAAUCCCCGCAAGUUUGCACUGUACAGGCAGACACACCGCGACGGACAGGAUCUGUUCCAGAAGCUUCCUCUGUGUGAGCAUCCUCUUCUUCUGAGGUUGAUAGCAGGGCCUGACCCAGAGCAGCUCAGCUUUGUCCUAAAGGAAAAUGAGACUGGAGAGGUGGAGUGGCAUGCAUUCUCUGUCCCUGAGCUACAAAACUUCCUGGUAAUCCUGGAGAAAGAGGAGUCGGAGCGUGUGCGGGCAGUGGAGCAAAAAUACGCUGUGUACCGACAGAAACUACAGCGGGCCCUACAACAACAUGGCCCCUGACCCCUCACCUGUUACCUUAUGACCUUGCGCAGGGAGAGACUCACCCUUUGACCUCUCGAGACCCCGGAAGCUAUUCAGAGACUGGAGCCGGAGCUGAACUUGUCUGCACCCUCCACAUAUAUACCCAAACAUACAGUACAUCCACACACAGAUGCAUACCCUUUCUCAGGACGCAUACAAGCCCCCCCACCAUCCAUACAUCCACUCCCCGAGGAGAGAAUCAGGGGUUGAAAGCGACGUGAAAGGCUACAGGGUGUGUGGUCUGCUAGUCGAUUGCACGAGUAGUGUUUUCAUUGCCAAGGACUCACACACACACACACACACACACACACAUAUGCACACACACACAGAGAAAGAUGACAGCAAGAUCUGAAACUCCAACUUGAAAUCUCAUUUGAGACUGAUAUUAACCAAUGGCGUUUUUAAAGAUUCCUUCUUCUUCUGCUACUGCUGCUGCUGCUACUGCAAGUGUUACUUAUGCAUGAGUCUCUCUCAGCUCAUCCCCCUGCACAUAGAGCUAGAAGUAAAACAGAAGGCAUGAUUACUUUUUUCAGCAUCACUUCUGGAUGGAGGGACAAUCAUACUGAGUGUUCUUUUUUUCUUCUUCUUGGAAUUGAUGUGUGAGGUUAUCACCAGAUGUGUUAUUUUUCUGCUGGAAUAUAGGAUGUGUGGAUUUGUGAGGGAGGUGUUCAGGGGUCAGGGUUAGAGGCAGAGGGCUGCGUUUUGCUUUGGAUGCUAGAACCAGAAGAAAUGGAAGGAUAAGAUAGCGAGAUCCAUGCUCUGAUUUUUUUCUCAGGGAGCACGCGUUGAGCAGAGAAAACCUAAAGGAGUAAAGGAAGCGAAUCCCACCCUUACACCACCGCAUUUGAGCCCACUUUCUCCAAAAUCUCAGUCAUUUUAAUUUGUUACAAUCAUUCCGUUUUCCUCCUUUAACGGCAUGCGAGAAGAUGCUGUCAGGUGUUUCACUGACAGGAAGUUCAAUCAGAACUAGUGACCAGUCAUCUCACACACAGACCUAACCUCUUCUCAGAUGUUGACUGUGAUUUCAUUUUCCUGAUCCAGCCAACGUUGCAUGAACUGUACCUGCAGAUGAAGCCAGUCAAUCCGCAUACCUUUACAGAUUUUACACUUUAUUGUGAAAGUGAUCUGAGGCUGUUCUUGUAUAUUGGUUGCAUUUGAAUGCGAGAGGAUUUUUACACCAAAGCUUAGAGGGACAGAUCUAUUGAGAGGAUUUCAAAGGGAUUCGGAAGUUUAACUAACGAAAGCAGCUUCUGUUUUUGCACAUAUAGAUGCAGGUCACUGAACGCCUCUUUUACUGUAUCUCCCCACCUUCCACCCCCAGAAAACAAAAAAUAUAUUAAAUUCAUGAUAAUGGCUAUGAUGUACCAAUGAUGUGUUUGCAAUGCAUAUGUAUUAUGUAGACACUGGAAAAAGGUUUAACUUUGUUGUUAUUACGAUGAAUAUUAAUAUUCUUUUGGUAUCAUUCCUACUGGUUGGGAUGUGUGUGUGUGUGUGUAUGUGUGUGUGUGAACGAUGUGAAUAGUGUUUUAAAAUGAGUGUGUCAUCAGCGCUCCCUCAUUUGGCCUCACUUAUCCAGUAAUAAAACAUGCAUUGAGUGCACAUGUAAUAUAAUACAUGACAACUACAAAUUAGGUUGUUUUGGAAAAGAUAUUUGGCAUGCAUGUAUCAUAAAACUAAUGCAUUUAACCAAAGCUGUAGACAUUUUCCACACACCCAUCUUUCAUUUAAUAUGAUAGAUAUACUGAUAAGUGAGGACCAUUGUCCAUAAGCACAUGCUUCUCAGUAAACCCAGACCUGUUUUGUUUUUUUCAACGCCGCCACCCAAAGCCCAAGCUGUUCCUGCUGGCAGUGCCUUUUGUUUCAUGUGCCCCUGUGUAUAUAUGGAAGGUGUGUUUCAGCACACAGGUGCCUGAGUGUAUGGAUGGGUGCUUUUGCAUGUGUGCAAAUCUGUGUUUCUUAGGUGGUGUUAUCCCCCCCUCCCAACACAUUUGUCUCUCCAACAAACCCCCUGCGUGUCUGAGGGUGUGUGUGUGUGUGUGUGUGUGUGCGGUGCGUGUUAUUUAUUUCAUGGUCCGCCUCAUCCAUAUGAUAUUAUGUCAAGGAUGUUGAGACUUGAUGCUUUUUUUUUUGCAAUUUAUUUUGUUUAAUUAUGUAUAAAUAUAGCAGUAG